AUGACACAUUCACUCUCUCCUCUCUUACCGGCUGCUCACGCCGGCAGCCUCUCCUCUACAUCACCCGGGUCACGGCCGCCAACUCCUCCCAUCAUCCUUCAAGUUCCUCAAAUUAACCGCAGGGCGAUUGUGGUAGGAUUAGGCAGUGGGCUAUGGAGUUGGAAUGCUCUGAACGGUAAUUAGGAGGCAAUGGCGGCAGCAAGACGGCCACCUCCACCACCACCUAAGGAGAAGAAUGAUCCGACAGUGAGUGGAGUUCAGGCGAAGGUAUUGGCGAGCAAGAAGCGUAAAGAAGCAAUGAAGGCGUCCAUAGCUAAACUUAGAGAGAAAGGCAAACCUGUUGUUGUUGAAGAAGAACCAUCUUCUUCUUCUUCUGAACAAUAGCAUCCACACAAGAAAUAUAAAGCUUUAUAUAGUCAUCUUCUCUACCACAUUCAUCACCUAUCAUGUUAAUUCACGCUACUCUAUUUCAACUUAUUCUUAUGGCUAGACCAAAAAAAAGAACUUAUUCUUA
This is a messenger RNA of Raphanus sativus (radish), 514 nucleotides long. RefSeq lists its product as uncharacterized. The record is from RefSeq and is a predicted model, not a curated record. NCBI's taxonomy places the organism in Eukaryota, Viridiplantae, Streptophyta, Magnoliopsida, Brassicales, Brassicaceae. The transcript is spliced from 2 exons.